UGAACCAAGCUACACGCACCUUGAUCUAGCAACGAAGGCACUGUUCUAAUUUCUACUGGUUUAGAAGAAGCGUAGGAGGUCUCGAGCGUGCCUAGUCCACUGAGAUGCCACCAAAAGCAACGGCAGCGCCGUUCGCCACUGCCGGUUGGCCGGCAGCGGCAGCCACGCGGCGGCCGUCACGGCGCCACAAGCUGUGGUGCUCGUCGGCGGCAGAGUCACCGGAUCGUCUGCAGCCGCGGCGCCGGUCGGCGAACUACCGGCCCAGCUCCUGGGAUUACGACACCCUUCUCUCACUCAAGGGCGGCAGUGGCGGUCGUGAUCGGGUGUGCCAAUGCAGCCAUGAUCAAUUCAAGAGGAGCGUAAAGAAUAUGUUGCUCGGUAAAUCAGAAGAAUCAUCUUGUAAAGUAAAUCUCAUCGGUACAAUACAGCGACUAGGCAUCUCCUACCACUUCGAGGAAGAGAUCCGUAGCAUCCUCAGCUCCAUCUCUACGGAGACAGCCAAUGACCGGCACGUGGAUGGUGUUGCAUCCAUGGCCUUAAAAUUUAGGCUGCUAAGAGAGAAUGGAUUUUCGGCUGACCCAGGACUGUUGAAGCACAAUAUAUAUGCAAAGAACUGCAGCAAAGCGACACUACAGAGGGAUGUCAAUAGAUUUCUGUCGCUAUAUGAAGCUUCAUAUCUUGCUUUCAGAGGUGAAGAAACGCUAGACGUAGCAAGAAAAUUGUCCACUAAAGCUCUUAGAGAUCUUAUGCCAUCCAUGCCUCCCCACACAAGGAAACGCGUGGCCCAUGCGUUAGACCUUCCAUUGCACUGGAGGGCUCCAAGGCUAGAAACAAGAUGGUUUAUUGAUCACUGUGCAGGCGGCUUGCACCCAUUGCUUCUCCAAUUUGCAAAGGUAGAUUUCAACAAUGUUCAACGUGUGCAUCAGGAAGAGCUUGCUCGAUUAGCAGGGUGGUGGAGGGACAUUGGGCUUUGUGAUAGAUUGACGUUUUCCAGGGAUCGUUUGAUGGAGUGCUUCCACUACGCAAACGGGAUUGUUUGGGAACCCAAACAUGGAGCAUGCCGUGAGAUGCUCGCUAGAGUUGCUAAUCUAAUCAUUCACUUGGACGACGUUUACGAUGUAUAUGGAACGCUAGAUGAACUCAUACUUUUCACCGAUGCCAUUGGACGAUGGGAUGAAAGUCCAUGUGAAAGGCUUCCUGCAUACAUGAAAGCACUCUAUUCCGUUAUGUACAAUACAUCAAAUGAAGUUGCUGACAACGUUUUGAAGGCACAUGGUUGCAGCAUGCAUUCUGUUCUGGGGAAAGCGUGGCACGACAUCUCUGUAUCAUUCUUGGUGGAGGCAAAAUGGCACCAUGGAAGCUGCAGACCCACCCUCCGAGAGUACCUGGACAAUGGGCGGGUGUCGUGUUCUGCACCAUUGCUGUUGCUCCAUGCUUUUCCUAUGCUCAGUUCAGAGGUCAACGCAAAGACCUUUUCUCUGAUUCAGAGCUACCCAAGAUUGGUGCAGUCUGCUUCAUUAGUUCUGCGUCUCUGCAAUGACUCCGCAACUCACACGGCAGAGCUGCAGAGAGGAGAUGCUCCAUCAUCCAUAGCCAUCCAUAUGUCUGAGAGCGGUGGUACUGAGCAAGAUUCUCGCAAGGCCAUGGAAGACCUGAUUAUGGAGGCGUGGAAAGCAAUUAAUCAGGAGGCAUUCGGCAGCAGCUGCAAGUUCAGUAGGCCCUUCGCCAAAGCUUGCGUGAACUUGGCUCGCAUCUCACAAUGCGUUUACCACAAGGGAGACGGUUUCGGUGAACCCAAUGAUGUAAAAAGGAAACAAAUUAACGACUUGUUCUUGGAGCCUGCUGUAUGUUGAGAGGAACUACUAGCGGGGUACGCGAAGUGAGCGUAGCUUAACCGGUUUAAGGUUUUUUUUUUUUGGAUCUGUCCACCUAAGUUAACUUCGUCAAUCUCGAGAAUCAACUGGCAUGUGUAUUCAUAAGAGCAACGGGUGCUCAGUCUUUCGGUUGCGUGUAUUUAUAGAAACAAGUAUGCGUACGUGUUUACGAGCGUCUGCGUCUGUACUGUAUUUUAAAAAAUUAUUGACCAAGUACACCUACCUCUUA
Molecule: messenger RNA, 2103 nt
Organism: Panicum hallii
Lineage: Eukaryota; Viridiplantae; Streptophyta; Magnoliopsida; Poales; Poaceae
Product: alpha-terpineol synthase, chloroplastic-like
Exons: 7
Coding region: 105-1853 (582 amino acids)
Biological process (GO): diterpenoid biosynthetic process
Molecular function (GO): terpene synthase activity; magnesium ion binding
Source: RefSeq, a predicted model, not a curated record